AUGCCCGCGUGCGAGAAAGCUUUCAAACACUUCAAGGAAAUCCUAGCAACACCCCCUGUGCUCGGAAAGCCAAAGGCCGGAGAGCCGUUAUAUCUGUACCUCGCUAUAGCAGGAGAAGCCCUGCCCACGGUCUUGAUACGAGAAGAAGGAAGGGCUCAGCAGCCAGUCUAUUUCGUGAGCAGAGCCCUACAAGGGGCGGAACUAAGGUACAGCAAACUGGAAAAGCUAGCUCUGGCACUCUUAACCACUUCGAGGAGGUUAAAACAAUACUUCCAAGGUCACCAGAUUGUCGUAAGGACGGACCAAGGAAUCCGACAAGUACUCCAAAAACCCAAUUUGGCGGGAAGAAUGAUGACUUGGUCCAUCGAACUCUCCCAAUAUGACAUACGGUACGAGCCCCGACAAGCGAUCAAGGCGCAAGCGAUGGCAGAUUUCCUGGUAGAAGUAACGGGAGAGCCAACCGAAGAAACGGGCACACGGUGGAGGCUCCACGUGGACGGGGCCUCCAAUCAGAUGUCCGGGGGCACCAGGAUCAUCCUAGAAAGCCCAGCCGGGGUCGUAUACGAGCAGUCGAUCAAGUUUGAAUUUCCCGUCUCGAACAACCAAGCGGAAUACGAAGCCCUCAUAGGGGGCCUAGCCCUAGCAACGGAAGUCGUAGCGACAAGGUUGGAAAUAUGCAGCGACUCACAAGUCGUCACCUCCCAAGUAAACGAGAGCUACCAAGCCAGAGACUCGCUACUACAAAAGUACUUGGAGAAAGUCAAGGAUUUGAGCCGGAAGUUUGAGGAGGUCACGAUCCACCACGUUCCAAGAGAAAGGAACACACGGGCAGACCUCCUAUCAAAAUUGGCUAGCACAAAACCGGGAGAAGGCAACCGAUCUCUCAUCCAAGGAAUGAUGAAGGAGCCGGCAGUCACUCUGCACCUCUCAAAACUAAGCCCCUCAUGGUUAGACCCAAUCACCAGCUUCUUAGAAAACGGCAAACUUCCCGACGACGAAAAAUGUGCUAAGAAAUUGAGAAGGGAAGCAGCCAGAAAGUGCGUCAAGUGUCAAGAAAAUGCCAAUUUCCACAAAGCACCGGCUUCCGAGCUAAGCUUAAUAACGUCCUCCCGGCCAUUCUCACAAUGGGGAGUCGACCUCUUGGAGCCUUUCCCGGUUGGUCAAGGACAAGUCAAGUACCUUAUAAUCGCCAUUGACUACUACACCAAAUGGAUAGAGGCCGAGCCGCUGGCCAGCAUAUCCUCAUCCAAUUGCAGGAAGUUCAUGUGGAGGCAAGUGAUAACGCGGUUCGGUAUCCCGGAAGUCGUUAUCUCGGACAAUGGAACACAGUUCACCGGCAAGAAGUUCACGGAGUUCCUCACGGGCCUGGGUAUAAGACAGAGGUUCUCCUCGGUGGAACACCCCCAAACGAACGGACAAGUUGAGUCCGCAAACAAGAUCAUCCUGUUAGGGCUUAAGAAGCGGCUGGAUAAUAAAAAAGAUGCGGUAAUACCUGUGAAAAUCGGGGAACCAAGCCCACGACUACAUUUGAAGGGAGUAGGGGAAGCCGUGGAGAAGGACCUGAUAGAUGAAGCCAGAGAAAUGGCCCACUUGACGGAAACGGCGCUGAAGCAAAGAAUGGCCUUGCGCUACAACACCAAAGUGCUCAAAAGAGAGUUUGAACCAAACGACCUCGUCCUAAGGCGUAACGACAUCGGCUUACCGACCCCGGGAGAGGGCAAGCUGGCGGCAAACUGGGAAGGUCCCUACAAAGUUAAAGAAGUGAUGGGCAAAGGCGCUUUCAAGUUGGAAAGGCUCGAUGGCAAAGAAGUCCCAAGAACGUGGAAUGCGAGCAACUUGAGAAGAUUUUACUCCUAG
Molecule: messenger RNA, 1857 nt
Organism: Arachis stenosperma
Lineage: Eukaryota; Viridiplantae; Streptophyta; Magnoliopsida; Fabales; Fabaceae
Exons: 3
Coding region: 1-1857 (618 amino acids)
Biological process (GO): DNA integration
Molecular function (GO): nucleic acid binding; RNA-DNA hybrid ribonuclease activity
Source: RefSeq, a predicted model, not a curated record